This is a messenger RNA of Drosophila serrata, 890 nucleotides long. RefSeq names its product splicing factor 3b subunit 6 (gene Sf3b6). Gene Ontology annotation, molecular function: mRNA binding. Gene Ontology annotation, cellular component: cytoplasm; nucleus. The record is from RefSeq and is a predicted model, not a curated record. NCBI's taxonomy places the organism in Eukaryota, Metazoa, Arthropoda, Insecta, Diptera, Drosophilidae.
CACUAUCCCUAGCUUAGAGUGCCCGCAUUCGCCACCCUGGUGUCAAUUUUGUUUGGUUUGAGGCCAGACAGAAGAGUCAUUAAUUUUAAACAAAGGACCACGCUCAGGACAUUCAUCCCGAGGUCAGACAAAGCCGCAUCUCGCUUUCCCCACGGUGAAGUGAAAGUUUCUCGCCUGUCGCGUCUCAACAUCCGAAGUGACCGGACAUGAACAAGCGCAACCAUAUCCGCCUGCCGCCAGAGGUGAAUCGGCUGCUGUACGUGCGGAAUUUGCCGUACAAAAUCACAUCCGAUGAAAUGUACGACAUAUUCGGCAAGUUUGGAGCCAUCCGCCAGAUUCGUGUGGGCAACACACCGGAGACCCGUGGCACUGCCUUCGUAGUCUACGAGGAUAUUUUUGACGCGAAGAACGCCUGUGACCAUCUAUCGGGCUUCAACGUGUGCAAUCGCUACCUGGUGGUGCUCUACUACCAGUCCAACAAGGCCUUCAAGCGAGUGGACAUGGACAAAAAGCAGGAGGAGCUGAACAACAUCAAGGCCAAGUACAAUCUGAAGACGCCGGAGGCUCCGUAAACCAUCCAGCGGCAGGCGGACCAUUUCCAUCAAAAAUUUUCCACUGUUUAGGGAACUUCUUGCUCUAUGCUAUAUACCUAUACGUAUACAAAAUUUUUGCUAUCUACUUGUAGAUUUUUUUGAUCGCAUUUUGUAUCAUUUGAAUCUAAUCAUUAUCAUCCAUCCAUCACUCCAUCUAUCAUAUGAGCGGCCGAGCAUAGUCAUCUGCGCAGCCAUUUGUGAGGUGUCUGCCCGGUUGUUUGCAAUCAUUUUACAACAUUAAGCCCACUCUCUCAUCAAAAAUAACAAGCAAGUAAAUGUAAAAAUACAAAAAAUUGA